Messenger RNA from Toxorhynchites rutilus septentrionalis, 3222 nucleotides. RefSeq names its product histone deacetylase 11 (gene HDAC11). Gene Ontology annotation, molecular function: histone deacetylase activity. The record is from RefSeq and is a predicted model, not a curated record. The transcript has 2 exons. Bases 826 to 1884 code for a protein of 352 amino acids. NCBI's taxonomy places the organism in Eukaryota, Metazoa, Arthropoda, Insecta, Diptera, Culicidae.
CAUUGUAAGGAGGGGCCAUGUUUACAUCAAUUGCUGCAAAAUUGUCUUUAAUACUGGAAGCAUUGCGGGUGACAAUGGUUCUGAUGGAGUCGGAAACAUUAAAACACGUGAAUAUUUGAUCCACAAUGUGAGAGAGGCGAAUGAACUGAAAAGUUUAAAGCCUCUUUAAUCCAACAUCAUCAUCAUCCACAAUGUCAGACAACUUUAUAAAUCCCGAUUGGGACGUUGUACUUGACGGUAAAAUAGGGACAGCUGGGGUUUUUUGAUGUCCUCUCGAGUGCUGGGUCGUUCGAAGGUGAACUAUUCCCACGGAAGCCAGGAGGAACCUGUUUUUGUUUGUCCGCUGCACUCGAUUUUAGGCAAGCUAACACCGGAGGAACUUGUCCGUGAAUUUUGGGAGUGGUCACAUUUUGGUGCCGGGGAUUUCCUUGGGAAAUAAAAGGUGUGUCCUCGUUAGCUGUGUCCGCUUCCAUUUCGUUAACUGGUAACGUGGCGAAGACAUUGCGUGUGGAGAUUGGUUGUUGUUGUUGGGCAAGUGGAGAAGCGCCCUUCAAAAUACCCGCAAAUGUGCGUUUCGAGCGUUUCUUCAAAGAGCGAUUGUGUUUUGUAUUUGCAAAGAAAAGAACAGAAAACAUCGCGUAUUCUGAUGACCUUGAAAGCCACCCUCGCCAUACCUAACAUCCUUCUCCCCUCAGUUUCUUUCGUUCGAGAGCUGAAAUGUCACUAUGAAACAUUUUUCGCAGGUGACAACAAGUCAGCAAGAAGUUGAGAAAGAGACGCAAAACGGAAUACGACCUGGAGAGUCGCUAAUAUCCGGUUGGUGCAAUGUGUUUCAGAAUGCAAUGUUUGCGCUCUGAUGCCGGCUGUGAGCUGAAGGAUAAGCCCUCACCAAGUGAAAACGAGGAAAUUUCACACUGUAACAAGCUUCCGAUUGUGUACCGUUUCGAGUAUGGUGUUAAAUUUUGUGGUCUUCAGAGAUUGCACCCAUUCGAUGCAUCCAAGGGGGAAAACAUUUAUAAAUUGCUGAAAGCAGGCAAUUUGAUUAAAACCGAGGAAGAUGUCCACAAGCCGCUAGAGAUUAGCAGUGAAACAUUGAUGGAUGUGCACACCAAGCGGUAUAUCGAAAGUUUAAAGUGGAGCGUAAACGUGGCGAAGAUAGCGGAAAUUCCUCCGUUGAUAUUCGUGCCAAACUACUUCGUACAGCGGAACUAUCUGCGACCGAUGCGCUACCAAACAGCCGGAUCGAUUCUAGCCGCCAAAUGUGCCCUCGUGUCGCCAUCGGGGACGGGUUGGGCUAUAAAUUUAGGUGGAGGCUUCCAUCAUUGCAGUGCCGACGAGGGCGAAGGAUUUUGUCCCUACGCGGAUAUUACGUUGACCGUCAAAAUGCUACUGUCCAGUGGGAAGGGAAUUGAACGGAUUUUGAUCGUAGAUUUGGACGCCCAUCAGGGGAAUGGAUACGCCAGGGAUCUCAAGGAGGACAGCAGUGUGUUUAUUAUGGACAUGUACAACUAUCGGAUUUAUCCGAAAGAUCAUGAGGCCAAGCUUGCGAUUAGAAGACCAGUGGAACUGAAACCGCAUACCGAGGAUAAGGAAUAUUUACAGAAACUGAAAAGCAAUCUUUUUCGGUCAUUCGACGAGUUCAGGCCCGAUUUCGUUGUGUACAACGCUGGAACGGAUGUGCUAAAGGGAGAUCCAUUGGGAAUGCUAGACAUCACACCGGAAGGUGUAGUAGAGCGCGAUGCGAUUGUAUUCAAAGCGGCACGAGAGAGAAAUGUUCCCCUGGUGAUGCUUCUCAGCGGUGGAUAUUUGCGGAGUUCCGCUCGGGUGAUCGCAAACUCGAUAUUCAAUUUACACGAGAAAGGUCUUUUGCCGAUGCCCACUUAAACACUGGUUGGAUUGGAUCAUUUUUGGGAACGAAUUGUGAUACUACAGAUGUAUUUAAAUUUAGCAAUGUACCGUUCUGAAUCAUAUUUCAUACAGCUUCAUUUUUCGGACACUUUAUUAUAAUAUUUUGUCACAAAUGAUUUAUUAUAACACACAACACUACUCAUUACCGUUUGUGUUUGACGUUCGUUUAGUGUGUGAAUGUAGGAUUUAACCGUUCAUCAAUAUUUAAAUUGCGUCACGACAAAUGUAAAUUUAUUUGCGACACUGUUCGGCGAGAAGCGGUUUAAAUGCGCGACAAAAGGAUUAGAUCUUCGCGAGAUAAAAUACGAGAUAUGCGUUUGGUUCGACAGAUUUAUUUCAAGUGUUUUUUGUUUGGUUUACAGCGUUAUAUAUAUCGACCGGUGGCUAUCGGCUACCGGUCAUUGGUCUUGAAUACAAUACAAAGGCCCUAUUUGAUCUGGAGAAUUCCGUUUCUGCGGAAUUUCUAUGCAUAAUUGGAUGCUGUGAUAAAGGAGACGUAUUAAGAUUAAACACUCGUGUUUCAUCAGUUUUCAACAUCGUUUCAGUUCACUCUUAUUGCUUGGUAAGUGUUUCGCAGUUGACUAUAAGCAUAAUGUAAUUUUCCUGCAAAAAACUACAAAGUAAAGUGUCGAAAUUUGAAUCGAACUUUUUCCCUACGAGUCAUACUUCGGGCAGUUGAAAUCGGUGCUACUACAAUGAAAGUUUUCAGGCUUAUUAUGGAUGCAAAGCAUAGGUUCAUAUAACGCACCAAAAUAUUUUGAAAUUUUGUAUAAAUAGUUAUAUUAAUAUGAGGAAAGCUGAAUAAUUAGUGGACAAUGUGCAACUGGAUGAACUUCUAACAGAAGAAACGUUGAACCCUCCCUAUGUGUGUCCGUGUGUCCUGGCAACCUACCAAUUCACGGUAAAAGGUAGAAGUAGAACCUGCGAAGAAGUUGAUUGAAAUGACGAAGCGCCAAAAACUUGAGGAAAGGAAAAGAAAAACUGUGUUAAAACGGAAAGAGGGAGAAAUCCAAACAUUAGCUAGCAGGAAGCAGGAAGAACGGAUGAAGCAGAAAGAAAAACUUGAAAAGGCAAAAAAGCUGCAAAUUCAUGAAUUAACGAAGCGAAAUUGGUAGAAAAGGAUAAUGACUAAAUAGAUGAAACUAUUCAACAAAAAUUAAGAAUCAAGAUUCAAUCUCUGUGAAUAACCUUGAGUUAUUCUAUUACUUGAAAAACAGAUCACUUGAAUUCAAAUAUAUAAUUAUCAUUUGAGCAAUAUAACCCUUACCGUAUUUCAAGCCAUGAACAAUAUAAAGAAACAUCAAUAAUCGACAA